GCCCCUCGUGCAAUUUGAAUGGGCGUGUUUAGGACGCUCCGUGGCCAUGUUUUCCCAGUUAUCCGCUCCUGGUUUUGCCGUUCCUCUCUCAGCCGUGGCGUUCUUACAACCUUGUCUGUCUCUCAGCACUCCAUCCAGCAUUGCUGCGCAAGCAGAUGUUCUCUCGCUGAGGCCAAUUAUUACCAUUUCUCGCAUCUUGGUCACGCUCGCUCGCUCGACGGCUGUCAAGUGGGCAGAAAAGUGCGUCCAUCCCUCUCUUUGCAAGUGCGGGGACUGAGACAAUUUUUUCACAUUAAUUUUUUUGAAUUUUAUUUUUGUUUUAUUCAUCAUCUCAUUUUUGUCUUUUGACUGGAGGAGAUGAUAGCGUCAGUUUUGGGAGGAAACAGAUCAGAUUUCCGCGUCUGUGGGAAGGCAUCAUUUGAUGUGGCACACGUGUGAUUCGUUGUUGCGAGCUUGAAUGGCCGUCGAGUCCAUGUGCUGAGGAGCACACUUCGGUUCAUUCUGUUCACACACUUUGGACAUUUAACGCUCACCUUUCUUCUCCGCUCUGUCGUCUUGUGAGACUUGAAUUUUUAUUUGUUUUAUUUUAUUUUACUUUAUUUUUUUUUAAAGAGGCGAAUAUGCCCUUACUUCUGGACUCUUUUGUCCGCUGUCGACUCGGCCUGAAGAUUCUUGUGCUCUGGCUCAUCUUCGCCGGCGUCACCUGCACCGGACCUGUGAACGAUGAUGACCCUGUCCCACGGAGACCAACAAGAGAUCAAGCUGGUUCUGAGCAUGCCGCCACUGCGACACAACCCGCAGCCUUCUCCGACCAGUUACCUCACUUCCUGGUGGAACCAGAAGACGAGUUCAUAGUGAAAAACAAGCCAGUGAUGCUCACCUGCCGAUCCACCCCGGCGACUCAAAUCUACUUCAAGUGUAACGGCGAGUGGGUUCACCAGGAUGACCACUUGAUUGUGCGGACUGUGGACCCAGCUACAGCUCUGCCAGUCAUGGAGGUGACUAUAGAAAUCACCAGACAGCAGGUGGAGAAGAUCUUCGGCCUGGAUGAGUACUGGUGUCAGUGUGUCGCCUGGAGCACCACCGGAACUCAGAAAAGCCAAAAAGCGUACAUCAGGAUUGCUUACCUGAGAAAGAACUUUGAGGAGGAGCCUCAGGCUAAAGAGGUGGCAUUGGACCAGGAGGUGUCACUGCGCUGCCAUCCCCCCGAGGGAGUACCAGAACCCGAGGUGGAGUGGCAGAGGAACGAGGACGUGAUCGACCCACAGAGCGACCCCAAUUUUUUCAUCGCGGCCGACCAUAAUCUUGUCAUCAAGAAGGCCCGACUGGCCGACACGGGCAACUACACAUGCGUGGCCAAAAAUAUUGUCGCUCGCCGCAAAAGCAACUCUGCCACAGUCCUAAUCUAUGUCAACGGCGGCUGGUCCACGUGGACCACCUGGUCAUCCUGCAGUGCUGUGUGUGGGCGAGGCUGGCAGAAGAGGAGUCGGAGCUGCACCAACCCCACGCCGCUGAACGGCGGCACGUCCUGCGACGGGCAGAACGUCCAGAAAAGUGCUUGUGUGGCAACCUGUCCAGUGGAUGGAGGUUGGAGCGAAUGGAGCAAGUGGUCACCAUGCGGCGCGGACUGUGCGAUGUGGAGGAGCAGGGAGUGCACCCAGCCGUCACCUGGCACCGGGGGCAAGGACUGCCAGGGGCUCGACCUUCAGUCUCUUAACUGCACCAGUGAGCAGUGCCCGCAGACUGUGAGGAGAGCAGAGGACGUGGCGCUGUACGUGGGCAUGGUGGCCGUGGCUCUGUGUCUGACCCUUCUGCUGAUCAUCGUGGUUCUGGUCUACCGGCGCAAGAAGGGAGGCCUGGAUGCCGACGUGGCGGACUCCUCCAUCCUCACUACUGGCUUCCAGCCGAUGGGCAUCAAGCCCAGCAAGCCAGAGAAUUCCCAUUUGCUUACCAUCCAGCCCGAUCUAACCACCACCACCACGAGUUACCAGGGCACCCUGCGCUCUCGACACGAUGCCACCGGUAAGUUUUCGAUGACCAACGGGCCUCUGCUGGACCCGCUUCCCAAGGGCUCUCACACGCUGCACAACGGGAAGCUCACUUCGGACCCAGCAGACUUCGUGAGCAGGCUGUCCACUCAGAGCUACUUUAAAACGCUCUCCCGUGACGUGGCCAACACUUCCUAUGGGACCUUCAACUUCCUGGGGGGCAGGCUGACAAUUCCUAACACUGGAAUCAGUCUGCUUAUUCCUCCUGAGGCCAUCCCCAGAGGCAAGAUCUAUGAGAUUUAUCUCACCGUUCAGAAAAAAGAGGAUUUAAGGUUACCUCUGGCUGGCUGCCAAACCCUGCUCAGCCCUGUUGUGAGUUGUGGACCUCCGGGCGUGGUCCUGAGCCGUCCCGUUAUCCUGAGCAUGGACCACUGCUCUGACUCCUGCCUUGACAACUGGGCCGUCCGCCUCAAGAAGCAGACUUACGAUGGUGCUUGGGAGGACGUCCUGUUAAUGGGGGAGGAGCUGGCGUCUGAUCCCUAUUACUGCCAGCUGGAGGCCGAGACGUGCCAGCUGUUUUCCGAGCAGCUGGGCACCUUCGCCUUGGUGGGAGAGUCUCUCCACAUGGGCGCUGCCAAGCGCUUGAGGCUGGUGCUCUUUUCCGACGCCUACUGCUCCACGCUGGAGUACAACAUCAGGGUCUACUGCAUGGACGACACGCAGGAUGUCUUCAAGGAGGUGAUGCAGAUGGAGCGGCAGCUCGGGGGUCGGCUGAUUGACGAGCCUCACAUCCUGCUCUUCAAAGACAGCUACCACAACCUGCGCCUGUCCAUCCAUGAUAUGCCCCAGGCCCACUGGAGGAGCAAGCUGCUAGCCGGCUAUCAGGAGAUCCCCUUCUACCACAUCUGGAACGGUUCCCAGCGCUACCUGCACUGCACGUUCUCUCUGGAGCGCCUCAGCCUCGCCACCUGCGAGCUCACCUGCCAGCUGUGCGUGUGGCAGGUGGAGGGCGAAGGACAGAGCUUCGGCCUCGACUUUAACAUUGCCAAGGACACCCGAGCCGUGGACUCCGAGUUCCUGCUAAUGGACACGAACGUCACUGCCCUCGCAGGGCCCAGCGCCUUUCAGAUCCCGUACCUCAUCAGGCAAAAGAUCUGCAGCAGCUUGGACGCGCCGUGUCCCAACGGAGCCGACUGGAGAAUGCUUGCACAAAGACUCAAGCUUGAGAGACACGUGGGCUUCUUCGCGUCCAAAUCGAGCCCGACUUCGGCCAUCCUCGACCUGUGGGAGGCGCAACAUUUCCACAGCGGCAACAUCAACCAGCUGGCCGCCGUCAUGGCCGACAUCGGCAAGCAGGAAGCCAUGAUCUUCCUGGUGUCGGACGGCGAGUGCUAACAGGCUGAGAGGAAACCGCAGGCGGGGUGGAACAAUACGUGCGGUGGGAAGAGACCGUGGGAGCUGUCUGUUUGAGAACAGUCCAUGUAGGAGGUCACACUUUGAACUGUUUCCACUGAGAGGUGGAUCAUAUCCAAGCAGCUCAGUCACACAGCCUAAAUUCUUUCAUACAUAAUUCAAUGUCUUAUGUAGCACGAAAUGGAGUUUAACAAUGACACGCAGUCAUUUCAUUCCUUUGAAAAAUGCAAUCUAUAGAAAGCCCUUUUAGUCUUUAUUCAAUAUCCUUGAUAUCCAUCUCCAGUUUCAGGUACUCGUGCACUCUUUGGGUCAUAUUCUGCUAUUCGUGCACAAGUCUGAGGCUGCCUGUAAAUCAUGGAGCAUGGAGUUUUCUUGAUACUGAUGAAUGCCAAAGAAGUCAAUUUGGAAAAUAGAAAGUCACACGUGUGUGAAAUGUGAAAAUAUCUUUUGUAGCAGCGUGUCGUUGCCAGAUGUGAAUUGAUGGAAGAAUGCACGCAGGCAGAAAACCGCUCAGAUUUGCGCCUUUUAAGACUUGCGCACAUGUUAGAAUGUGGCUUUGUCCUCACGAGUAAGUGUAAUUACUGUAUUACUAGUAAUUACUUCCAUGUAAUACACACACACACAGCUCUACGAGUAGUGUCAUUAUGAAAUUGUACCAGUUCACUCUUUGUAGAAGUGCAAGUGGGCAGGAAUGUCAUACAGUAGUGGAUACAAUUUUUAAAAAUCCCCCCACACAGCAGCUGACACACGUUAUUAAGAUCCACUGUUUUCUUUUUAU
Molecule: messenger RNA, 4179 nt
Organism: Syngnathoides biaculeatus (alligator pipefish)
Lineage: Eukaryota; Metazoa; Chordata; Actinopteri; Syngnathiformes; Syngnathidae
Gene: unc5a
Product: unc-5 netrin receptor A
Exons: 17
Coding region: 621-3383 (920 amino acids)
Biological process (GO): netrin-activated signaling pathway; anterior/posterior axon guidance
Cellular component (GO): membrane
Molecular function (GO): netrin receptor activity; protein binding
Source: RefSeq, a predicted model, not a curated record